CAAUUAAACGUGUAAGUAAAAAAAACAUGUAAACAGUCAGUCAAAAAUAUUUAUUUUCUUUCAAUGUACUUGAAUUGCCCCAAUAAACUUCAUCUCUAGAUCGCAAAAUAAAGUGCAGGCCUUUGCUGGCGAGUGGCAUCUAGCCCUUUCAUUUUUUAUCUUUAAUUAAACCGAUAGCAGUGAUCAGGAUGAAGAAAAAGAUUCAGCACACGAUAUUUUCCAUAUGUAGAUUUUCCAGAAAAAGGACAAGAACAUGAUACAAAUGUGCAUGAUUUUGGAUUGCCCAAGAAACGGGCAUAAAGCUAGUUUUUUUGUUAAAAGAGGACAAAGACUCACAAAUUUCGCUGUCGGGCAAAGCAUAACUCGUCUUGCUCAACAAAGAGACGUUAAACUGAAAAUUAUUGACAACGAGUUUUCAGUCGAUUCAUGCAGUGCAAGGAGAGAGCAAACGGCACCAAAUGUCUCAAAAGUCACGCGUUCGUCCCAAGGGCGAGAAAUUUCGCUUGACCGUACCGCUCGACGCGGAUCCGGAAACGGAUGUGGAGCUGGUUCCAGUAGAUGAAAACACACAGGAUUCGGAAGAUUUUGCUACUACGGAAGAUAAUGCUGAGCCAGACCUGGUGCAAACUCAGGACGGCCGGUUGAUCAUCGAGAUGAAAACGAACCGGACAUGUCCAGUAUGCAAGUCAAAUUUUCCAACAGUUAAGAUUCUGGAGAAACACCAGUUAACUUGCACCAAUAAAGAGGACGAGUUUAAAGAUGUGUUACAAAAAGAGAAAGCUGCAGCAAUGACCGCUCAACCAGGCGAAGAGUUUUUCAAGUACUGCAAUCCGAGUCCCGAGAACCCUUGUUACUGUUGCGGUGAGGACAAAUCGACGGCCCAUGUUGGCCAUAUGCAGUGCAAAUAUUGUCCAAAAUCAUUUAAAGCCUUCGAAUAUCUAGAGAAACAUUUGGCUUCCGUACAUGCCGAGAGUGCAGAAUUUGCUUGUCCACAAUGCAAUGCACAGUGUUCGACAGCAACGGUUUUGCAGGAGCACCUAGAGACCCACAGCGAAGGAAAACCAUUCUCGUGCCUGAAGUGUGGCAAAGAUUUUACACGUAAAUAUCACCUGGAUCGUCACUUGAAUCACUCAAACUGCGGUAAUAUCCCGAAGCAGACAUUACCCUGCGAAGUGUGCGGUAAAGAAUUUACACGUUUGGACAAUUUGCGAGAACACCUUCGUUUUCAUAUGGGACAAGCCUCGCGAAAACGUGAUUACCAGUGUCCAUAUUGCCCGAAAUCGUUCUACGGGUCAUCACUGUUAAACAUCCACAUUCGUACCCACACCGGCGAAAAGCCUUUUCCGUGUGAUCUUUGUACCAAAUCAUUCCCAUCUACGGGAGCGUUAAGAAAACAUCGAAGAUCGCACACCGGGGAGCGUCCGUACCGUUGUGAUCAGUGUUCUGCUACGUUUGCUGCCCGAGAAACUUUGAACAGACAUCGGAAAACUCAUACAGGUGAAAAGCCACAUCACUGCACGAUUUGUGAUAAACGAUUCAUCCAGGCGACGCAGCUCCGUGCGCACAUGUUCAACCACACCGGACAAAACGGUUUCCAGUGCGAGCAGUGCAAUGUCUCUUUCGGCCGCAAAACGCGACUUGAUGAGCACAUUCGCUACGUGCACAACAAGAAAAAGCAGAAUUCCUGCGGAGUUUGCAACAAAGGAUUUGUGCGUUUGGAAGAUCUCAAGCGCCACAUGGAUACUCACAACACGGAAAAAAAUUUUGCUUGCAAUCAAUGUGGCAAACGAUUUUCGUCUAAAGCCGCAAUGAAACUUCACCAAAGAACCCAUUCUGUUGAAGACCCUGUCGACUGUGAUAUCUGUGGCCACCAGUUUCUGCGACAGGACUGUUUGCUUCGUCACAUGAGAUCGAAACAUCGAGAUAAGCAGCCUAUAAAAUUGGAAGAAUUGAAAGUGGAAGAACCUCCGCUGCUCCAUAAGGCUCAGGAAGUACUGGAAAUUGGUGGAGAAGUAUACCAAAUAACCCCAGUUGAUAAUGUUCAAAUAGUAAACAUUACUUCACCGUCACCGUCAACCACAACGGAGUUGACCACCGACAAUCGACUGAAAAUUUUAGAGGUAGUCAAAAUCAUGCCGCUGGAACCAUUUUUGGUUCCACAAACUACGAACACUAAAACUGAAGUAAAACACCAGCCUCAUACGGUGUCGAAACCUUCCCAAAAACCGCUGCCGGCAGCUGUGAAGAAACCUCAAAACAAUCCAAUCUCAUCAGCGAAUAAAGUAAAUCCCGAGCGAAAGAAGCGCACACGAGCUUUGAACCAGAACCAGAGCAAUGCACAGCCCAAAAGCAAGAUCAAGAUCGAACAACAGGACGACUCCAUGCCAAUCUUUCUCAGUGAUGACGUAUUGAAGGAUAAAAUCGGAGAACUUCUUCGCUUGUUGAUUGAUGAGGACGUGCUUACAGAAUUUGGAUGGCCGACGGCACCGGUAGACGAGCUGCUUGGCAACGUAAUCACCCGGUGCGGCUCUAAACCGUCCAGCGACGCCGAUAGUGGUGACUGUACGACAAGGCUGCGGGAAAAUACAAAAAUUUUGUUUUCACUUACCAUGGAUGAUGAUAACAUAAAAACAUUGCUCAACAAUCACACCGUCGACGAGGUGAUCAUGAAUGUCCUCAAAAAUAAGUGAAGUCAGAGUGAGUGAGGUUCAGUCGGAAGCCGCAAGUGCAAUUAACGAAAAACACCUUCCAGGAGGGGCCUUCGCAAAUUUGUUAAACAACAUUUUGUUUAGAUUAGAUGUUUUAUUAAAAAUUGAUUAUAUAUACUGGUGGAAGUUGCGAAAUGUAUGGUUAGGCUGAUGUGAUUAUGAUCACAGUAGGAGUGGAGUACUGUAUUAUGGAAUAAUUAAGAACUAUUCUUGUUUACGACCGGAUUCGACAUUUGUACGAAAAAAUAGAUACGUAAGAAUUUAAAAAUAGUAUUUAGUGCUAUUCCGAAUAAACUAAAUAAAGUAGCGUUCGAAAUGAUUCGAAGGGAAAUUAGUGGUACGAAUUUUGA
Messenger RNA from Wyeomyia smithii (pitcher-plant mosquito), 3058 nucleotides. It is a transcript of the gene su(Hw), whose product is annotated as oocyte zinc finger protein XlCOF6. The transcript is spliced from 8 exons. The record is from RefSeq and is a predicted model, not a curated record. The coding region runs from base 459 to 2690 and encodes 743 amino acids. Lineage: Eukaryota; Metazoa; Arthropoda; Insecta; Diptera; Culicidae.